Fusarium subglutinans is the source of this 612-nucleotide messenger RNA. RefSeq names its product copper amine oxidase 1. The transcript is spliced from 2 exons. Gene Ontology annotation, molecular function: quinone binding; primary methylamine oxidase activity; copper ion binding. Lineage: Eukaryota; Fungi; Ascomycota; Sordariomycetes; Hypocreales; Nectriaceae. The record is from RefSeq and is a predicted model, not a curated record. The coding region runs from base 1 to 612 and encodes 203 amino acids. Gene Ontology annotation, biological process: amine metabolic process.
AUGAACAGAACGCGUGCAACGACGAGGCACUGCUGUAGAUCGGCACUCUUCAUCUUCAACGCCUCGAUAUCAAGCCCGUCAAGAACCGUUUUGAUCCAGCCCAUCAGCCACAACGGCAAAACUGUCAAAGUAUUUAAUGAGAAAAAGCUCAACCCCAUCUCCAAGAAUCCAGUUGGCUACAAGGUUAUAGCCCCGCCUGCACAGCUUCUCAUGGCCGAUCAAGCCUCCCUUGUUCGCAAGCGCGCUCGUUUCGCAGAGCAUCAUAUCUGGGUAACCCGCUAUAAGGACGAUGAUCUCUGGGCCUUAGGAAAGUGGACUAACCAGAGUAUGAUUGAGAAGGACGGUGUGGCGGAUUACGCGGCGCGGAAUGAUAAUGUCCGAGGAGAGGAUCUAGUCGUGUGGGCGACUUAUGGACUCACGCAUAAUCCAAGGGUAGAGGAUUACCCGGUUAUGCCUGCGGAUGCUAUUACUGUUGCACUGAAACCGGCUGACUUCUUUGAUCGCAAUCCUGCUCUCGAUGUGCCCCCUAGCACUCAGGCUGUCAACAAGAGUGUGCUGGUCCCCGUCAACGGUGUCAGUAACCGGGAGGAGCACGAGGUUUGUUGUCGAUGA